Messenger RNA from Amborella trichopoda, 1529 nucleotides. Its product is annotated as GATA transcription factor 28. Gene Ontology annotation, biological process: regulation of DNA-templated transcription. Gene Ontology annotation, molecular function: sequence-specific DNA binding; zinc ion binding; protein binding. The record is from RefSeq and is a predicted model, not a curated record. Lineage: Eukaryota; Viridiplantae; Streptophyta; Magnoliopsida; Amborellales; Amborellaceae.
CGCUCAAUUUUUAUUUUUUUUUCAGAGAAAUCUUCUCUCCACAUAGAGUUUCUAAAAGAGGUUUUUCUCUCUAAAUCUCUCUAAAAGAGGUUUGCUUCUCUUUAAAUCUCUCUAAAAGAGGUUUCUCUUUAAAUCUCUCCCUAAUUUUGCUUGGUCUUUGAAGGGUGAAGCUUCCUAACCAUUCCUUUAGGAUUCGAGGUUUUUGUUAGAGUUUAAAGUAGAUUCGGUACCAGUUAUGUGAAGAGAUGUCUGAUAAUCACAGUGUUGAGAUCAACAGCCAGGCCAAUCGAAAUCUUCAUCAGCAUCAUACCACAUUCUCUCAUGCUUAUUCAGCUGCUCAAAACCCCAUGACCGAUCCUCAAGUCCAAAUGCAUGGGAUGCACUUGCCCGGUCAGAUUGAUGAUGUGAAUCCAGAGGCCCAAAUUCAUGGGGGUGAUCCAAUGCAUGUGCAUUACAUGCAAGAGCAUGGGCACCCACUUCAAAACAAUGAUAGUGGUUUGGAGGAUGAUGGUGAGGAAGGUGGGGGUAGCGAAGGCAUGGAGGGGGAUGGAUCAUCUGAUGCUGGUAAUUUGGGAGACCCUCAUACUGCCAUCCCCUUGCGAAGUCAGGGCACAAACCAGCUUCAACUGUCAUUUCAGGGCGAGGUUUAUGUGUUUGAUUCGGUUGCUCCUGAAAAGGUGCAAGCAGUACUUUUGCUAUUAGGGGGACGUGAAGCGCCUUCUGGCCUGCCUGCAGUUCCAUUAUAUGGACAUCAGCUUUCAAAGGGAUUCACUGAUCCUGUUACCCAGCGCAUGAAUCAGUCCCACAGAAUGCAAUCCUUGAGUAGGUUCCGUGAGAAGCGAAAAGAGAGGAAUUAUGAUAAGAAAAUUCGGUACUCUGUACGCAAGGAGGUUGCGGAAAGGAUGCAGCGGAACAAGGGACAAUUCACAUCUUCAAAAAAUGUGUCAGAAGAUGCGCCACCACCUGAACUAACUUGGGAAUCAAAUCCAACCUGGGCUGCAGAGACUAAUGAACCGGCUAUAUGUCGCCAUUGUGGCACUAGCGAAAAAUCCACUCCAAUGAUGCGUCGUGGGCCAGCUGGGCCCAGGUCCCUAUGCAAUGCAUGUGGGCUUAUGUGGGCAAAUAAGGGAACACUGAGGGACCUUUCUAAGGGGGGUACCUCCUUGUCAAUUCAGGGUCACUCUACAAACUCAGGCGAGCAGAAUGAAGCCAACGGAACCGACAUAAAGGGCGAUAGUCAGGUGACUCAGGUCGUUAUGGCGUUGCCUUCGAAUGACAACUCCUCAUCAUGACAGUCUUCUUGUUUCCCUUACCCACAGGGGAAGUGAUUCCUUUGUAAAAAAUGGGAACUACUAUCUAUGAUUUAUACAGGUAAAAAUGGGUGCAUUUUUAUGGGAGUAACUUGUAUGAGGAACUCAUUUGUUUCCCUUUUAAGGAUGCCAAUCCUGUUUUAUAUCUUGCUUUGGCAUACUUUCCAGCUUUUCACUCGAUGAUGAGAUAUGAUGGUUUAUAACCAUGUGUUCCCCAUA